AUGGAGGCCUACGAGCAGGUCCAAAGGGGGCCCCUGAAGCUGAAAGGCGUCGCAGAGCUCGGAGUGACCAAGCGGAAGAAGAAAAAGAAAGACAAAGACAAGGCGAAACUCCUGGAAGCGAUGGGAACGAGCAAAAAGAACGAGGAGGAGAAGCGGCGCGGACUGGACAAGCGGACACCGGCCCAAGCGGCAUUCGAGAAGAUGCAGGAGAAGCGGCAAAUGGAAAGGAUCCUGAAGAAAGCAUCCAAAACCCACAAGCAGAGAGUAGAGGACUUCAACAGACACCUGGACACGCUCACAGAGCACUAUGACAUUCCCAAAGUCAGCUGGACCAAGUAG
Rangifer tarandus platyrhynchus (Svalbard reindeer) is the source of this 339-nucleotide messenger RNA. Lineage: Eukaryota; Metazoa; Chordata; Mammalia; Artiodactyla; Cervidae. The record is from the annotation of a GenBank genome assembly.